Messenger RNA from Balaenoptera ricei (Rice's whale), 775 nucleotides. It is a transcript of the gene UBE2F, whose product is annotated as ubiquitin conjugating enzyme E2 F (putative). The transcript has 10 exons. The record is from RefSeq and is a predicted model, not a curated record. Gene Ontology annotation, biological process: protein neddylation. Gene Ontology annotation, molecular function: NEDD8 transferase activity. NCBI's taxonomy places the organism in Eukaryota, Metazoa, Chordata, Mammalia, Artiodactyla, Balaenopteridae. The coding region runs from base 129 to 686 and encodes 185 amino acids. Gene Ontology annotation, cellular component: nucleus.
GGUCUCGCCGCCCGGAGCCGGUGCGGCUGUGAGGGGCUGCGUUUCGCCGCCGCCGGCCGGCCGGGCAUGGUGUUGGGCGCCGGGCCCGCCUCGCCUGUCUCGGGGUGCCCAGGAUAAAGGUAGCAGGGAUGCUGACGCUGGCAAGCAAACUGAAGCGGGAUGACGGUCUCAGAGGGUCCCGGGCGCCAGCCGCAGCCUCCGACUCCACUCGGCGGGUUUCUGUGAGAGACAGGCUGCUUGUCAAAGAGGUUGCAGAACUUGAAGCUAAUUUACCUUGUACGUGCAAAGUGUAUUUUCCUGAUCCAAACAAGCUUCAUUGCUUUCAGCUAACUGUCACCCCAGAUGAGGGUUACUACCAGGGUGGAAAAUUUCAGUUUGAAACUGAAGUUCCUGAUGCGUACAACAUGGUGCCUCCUAAAGUGAAAUGCUUGACCAGGAUCUGGCACCCCAAUAUCACAGAGACAGGCGAGAUAUGUCUCAGUUUACUGAGAGAACAUUCGAUUGACGGCACCGGCUGGGCCCCCACGAGGACACUGAAGGAUGUUGUUUGGGGAUUAAACUCUUUGUUUACUGAUCUUUUGAAUUUUGAUGACCCACUGAAUAUUGAAGCUGCAGAACAUCAUUUGCGGGACAAGGAGGACUUCCGGAAUAAAGUUGAAGACUACAUUAAGCGUUACGCCAGAUGACAGGAGGAGAGGGCUGCGGGGCCGUGGACUGUGGGUUAGCAGUUUGUCUCCAGCUGAAGCGAGAAGGGAGGCUCCGCCCCAUCCUCGGC